Molecule: messenger RNA, 1489 nt
Organism: Camelina sativa (false flax)
Lineage: Eukaryota; Viridiplantae; Streptophyta; Magnoliopsida; Brassicales; Brassicaceae
Product: putative transcription factor At1g11510
Biological process (GO): regulation of DNA-templated transcription
Cellular component (GO): nucleus
Source: RefSeq, a predicted model, not a curated record
UCUCAAUUUCCAUAUCUCUAAGAGUCAGUUCACAAACCCUAAAAGAUUCAUGUCUAGUAAACGUUUCAAUCCGCUGGAAGAUCCGCCGUCGGCUUCUUCAAGCGAUGAUGAUGAAGUUGACGCUUCUCUUGAAGAAGGUGAUGAAAUCGUUGGGAACUCUUCCUCUGACGAAGAAUAUGAUGAUGAUGAUGGUCUUCCCUCGGCACCUCCCAUGAAGAAUGUACUUUUUCUCCCCGCCGCAACUGGGAAGCUAGUUUCCGAUUCCGAAUCUGUUUCGGGGGAAGAAACCGAGUCAGACUCUGAACCCCGGAAGAAGAAAGAUCAGUUUUUGACUGUGAAGCAUGUGAUGACCGAAACAAAAGAUUCCGUUGUGAAGGAUCAAGAUUCCAAAAAGGUUAAAACUUCUGAGAAAUCUGUGGGCAAGCGUUCUCGUCAGACGGAUGAAGGAGGUGUCUCAUCAACGAAGAGGGUCAAGAAGAGUGGUGGUGAAGAGACGAAGAAGACUUAUUUCCAACGUGUUUGGACUGAGGACGACGAGAUAGCUGUGUUGCAAGGUCUUAUGGAUUACAAGAAUGAUACUGGUGUCAGUCCGUAUGAUGAUACUAAUGGCGUUUAUCAGUUGGUUAAGAAAUCUGUUAGUUUUGAUGUUUCUAAGAUCCAGUUCAUGGAAAAGCUUAGGAGUUUGAAGAAGAAGUACGAGAACAAUGUUGGUAAAGCUAAGAACGGAGAGGAACCGAGUUUUGCUAAACCUCAUGAUCGCAAGACUUUUGAAUUCUCUAAGUUAGUUUGGGGAGCUAAUGGGAUGGCUCUUGAUUCGGUUGUGAAACCUAAUGGGAAGUCUAAGAAGAGCAGUAAGUCCAAGAAAGUCGAAUCUGUGAAACAAGUGAUUGAUUCUUCUUUGCCUAAUGGUAAAAACUCUGAAGAUGAGGUGACUAAUAAAGGGGGAGUAUCUUUGCUUGGCGUUGCGGAGAUGGAUGUGUUUGCCAAGUCUUCUCUUGUGAAGUCACUAGCUCGUGUUGGUGUUGAUGAACUCGCUGCUGAUCAAGGAUUGAGUUUGCUUGCCUCGGAGGAUAAGAAGAGAAUCGAGGAGCAGUGGAGAGCGUUGCAAGUUAGGGAAUUCGAGUUCCAUUCGCAGAAGAGCGGUUUCAUUCAUGAAGUUGUGACAAAGAUUGGUGAAGCUUUUCGAUCAAACGUUUAAAAAAUAUAUGUACUUUUGUUUUUGCCUUGUUCGCUUAGAACUCUUGCUUUUCUUUUCUUAUUUCAGUUUCUAUUGAUUCUUGCGGAUUUAUCAAUGUAAUGGAAGGAUGUUUUUAGCUAAGUGAAGCAAUUAUAAGUUCAUUUACAUCAAACAUUUAGUGUCGAAAAGGCAGGAUCUUAAUUCUUAGGAAGAAGACUUAUUAUGUGCGGCUUCUGUUUGUUUGAUUUUCUUGUUGUGAAUUCUCUUUGUCUUCUUUUUUAGCAGCAAUGGCUGAAACAUAAUAUGCUGAAG